AACCAAAAUUCCCUUACUAGAACCGCCCAAACAGAGCUGGGGUUUUCUCUACCCAGGCGCCCAACUAUAUGCCAAUUGGAUGUGCAAACAGUGGCCACUAAUUAAUUUGCAUAAAUAAGCAGCUGGGAGUGGGGCAGACCAAAUAGUUGAACCCAUCAUGUUGUGGCAAACGGUCUACCUGCUCGUUUUGGCGUGCGCCUUGGUCAGCACAACACCGAUCCUCUCCAGCAGCGAUCUCCUCCAGGAAAGUGUUAGAAAGCCCCGGCACAUUGGAGGAUUCGGGGGUAGUGGAGUCGUAGGAGGCGGAAUCGUGGGUGGUGGAAUCAUUGGAGGAGGAGGAGGAGGAGUAGCUGCCCCCAUAAUAGCAGCCCCCGCCAUUCAAACCGUACCCAUUGUAUCCACCGUGCCCAUAAUCACCACUGUUCCCGUAGUUUCCAGCAUACAAACUAUACCUAGUUAUGGUUAUGGCUAUGGCUAUAAUGGUUAUGGAGGAGGAUAUCCCGCAGCUGGAGGAUUAGGUGGACUUGGUGGACUUGGUGGCAUUGGAGGCGUUGGAGGAGGUGGCUUCGUCGGCGGCGCUGUGGGUUUUGCCAAAUUCAAAGGCGGUUUCUUCGGCUAGAUGUUUCCGAACAAGUCUGAGUGGGUCUCUAGUGUAAACAAUGAAUAAACAAAAGUGCUGCGAGAUCGAGUUUCGUUUUGCCCAGUGUUUGGAAUCAACAGAUUCGAUGAGCUUGCAUAUAUUCCAUUUUCAACUGGUUGUGUUUGAGCUUUGGAUAUUUCUGGAAGAGUCUCUUCU
Messenger RNA from Drosophila gunungcola (fruit fly), 796 nucleotides. RefSeq lists its product as uncharacterized. NCBI's taxonomy places the organism in Eukaryota, Metazoa, Arthropoda, Insecta, Diptera, Drosophilidae. The coding region runs from base 158 to 619 and encodes 153 amino acids. The record is from RefSeq and is a predicted model, not a curated record. The transcript has a single exon.